UCUCUUAUAUAACCUCCUCAGUAUAACUUCUAUCGGCCUGCGAGGGAAAUUGGGUUCGUGCCUCCUCUUCGCUUGUUGUCGCAGUUUAGGAAAUGGGCGUUCACGGACUUACGUCUUAUCUUGUUCGUUCUGAAGAGUCAGCUCCAUACCUUAGGAGACUGAUCAAGCUGCGAGACACAAAGCUUAUCAUAGACGGAGAUAACUUGUGUAACUACCUUUACAAAGAAAACGGCUUCGAUUGCCGAUGCGGAGGGCAGUAUGAGGAGUUUUACAAGAAAGUGCUGCUGUUUUUCGACGCUCUAAAAUCUAAAGGUGUAGAAUCGUUCGUAGUUCUUGAUGGCGCAUAUGAUAGAAGUGACAAGAAGUUAGAAACACGGAAAGAAAGAACACAAGAGAGGAUCGAAAAGGCUGACCGGUUGUUCAGGAAUGAAACAUCAGCUGAUGGCGAUGAAUACUUUUUACUUCCACUUUUGGCGAAGUUUGUAUUCGUAGAAGUCCUGAGGGAUCACUUGAUAAAAUUUGCUGUUUCUGACUGUGAAGCAGAUCAUGACAUCGCAUCUUUAGCCAAGGAUUGGGCAUGUCCUGUUUUGAGCGACGACAGCGAUUUCUUCAUCUUUGAUGUCAAGGGCGGCUUCAUACCACUUUCCUCUUUCGAUGUUGAUCAGUCAACAGCGCGUAUUUUCUACCGCAGUGACGUGGCAAGAUAUUUUGGAAUACGUGAAGAAUUGCUCCCUUUGCUUGCUUCCUUACUGGGCAAUGAUUACGUGAGUAGGGAAGCAUUAAACCCCUUGAACCACACAAUUCGCAAUUUUUCCAGCGAUGGUCUUAGUGGAAAGGAAAUGAGGUUUUCAGGUGUCAAAAAUUUCCUCUCCCAGCUCCCUAAUUCAAUCUCAGAAACACAAGCGUUCGAGCUCGUUUUGGGAUCGAUAGAACCGAGUGAAAGUAGGGAGCGGCUUGAGAAAGCUGUCGAGUAUUCCCUUCAAGAAUACGCAAUUACGAAGUCCAAUUUAUUGGAUUACCUCCGAAAUGGAGUGGUCUGUAGUCUUCUAAGAACCCAAAGUAAUCUCGAACUUGACGAAGAGGUAUUGCGCAGGUUUCGCGAAGGAAAGUUUUCUGCCGAUUGUGUGAGCACCUUAACGGCGGGAAAAGUAUUUCUCAGAGUUCAGGUCGAGGACUGUGAGAGCAGAUCAUCAAAUCAGUGUUCAAUGGCACUGAGACAGCUGAUGUAUGGCAUUUUGAGCGAUGGAGGAAGAAACAUGAAGAGGAUCGAGGAAUGGGACAGAGAGGGCUUUGCACUCAUGAACACAGAUAUUAAGCCUUACAAUGAUAAGAUCCCUUCGAUCAGUUCUAUACUAAUCGAUCCUCACGGGAGAUUAACGAUGUUCUUGGAUGCGCUAGAUUCAGACUCGGCUUAUAUAAAAUCAUUACCAAAAGAGCUAGCGUUAGUCGCAUCAUCUCUUCGUUUUCUUCAUCGUAACUCGCAACCGCCACUGGAGAAUAGUCAUCUGCACGCUCUACUUUGUAGUUGUGUCAAACUAGAGGAUGGUUCGUGGAAACAUUAUCUAGAACAUCCAACAAAAGCUUUCUCCCAACCCUUUGAUGAGAGAGCAGCGCAAAGCUUUUGUCAGUGGCAGUGUGUCUUGAGAGAUGCCAUUCAUCUCAACUUCGUUUUGCUUGAGCCAGUGCAGACACCAUGUAUCCGCAAAGUUUUCAAUGGAAAACUGGUGCAUUGCCUCCAGAGGGAAUUGACAACAGGCAGUAAGCCAGAAUCCUUGAUGUCUCCAAGCUCUCUUGCUCGGUAUCAAGAGCUUUGCACAGCAAUUACUGUCGACCAGGAGGAAAAAGGUAUAGAUCCUCAGUCCUAUCCUCAUAUGCCAGAGGAAAUACGAAGCUUUAUUCACUUCUUCCAUAAGCAUGUCACUGACCAGAAUCUCUCUGGCAUUCAGUCCAUCUAUGAAAAGAAGUUCAACAAAUUGACUAAGAGAUAUUUUGAAAAAUCUCCUUGGCCUGAACCUGAUUAUGUCGCAAGCCUUGUGGAUGGAGACCAAGUGUUUUUGAUCCUUUACAAAGAGCUGUACUACAGACACAUCUACAACAAGCUCAAGCCAACACUGGAACAUCACUUUGAAUCUUAUUUCAACUACUGUGAUCUUUUCAACUACAUUUUGAACACAGAUGAACCAGUACCUCUCAGCUUGCCUGAUCAGUGGUUGUGGGAUAUUAUUGAUGAAUUUAUUUACCAGUUCCAAGCAUUCAGCCAGUACCGAUCAAAGUUGUUGAAAAAGGGAAAAGACGAAGUUGAAAUUUUAAGAGAAAAUACAAAGAUUUGGAAUGUUCACAGUGUGCUCAAUGUGUUGUAUUCUUUGGUGGAGAAAUCCAAGAUUAAUCACCAGCUUGAGAGGUAUAACCAAGGGGGUGACCCAGACUCAGUAGCUGGCGAGUUUGGAAUUCAUCCACUCUACAAGAUGCUAGGUUACUUCAGUCUGAUCAGUUUGCUACGACUGCACUCGCUGCUUGGCGAUUAUUUUCAGGCCUUCAAAGUUCUGGAGAAUGUCGAGCUAAACAAGAAGAGUCUAUACUCAAGAGUUCCAGCUUGCCAGAUCACUACCUACUAUUAUGUUGGGUUUGCAUACCUCAUGAUGAAGAGGUACCAGGAUGCUAUUCGCAGUUUCUCCAAUAUCCUGCUUUACAUUCAGAGGACCAAUGGUAUAUUCCAAACUAUAUCCUAUCAGAAUGAACAGAUAAUGAAGAAGAAAGAUCAGAUGUAUGUACUGCUGGCCAUCUGUCUGACGUUAUAUCCACAGCGACUUGAUGAACAUGUUCACUCACAACUGAGGGAGAAAAAUGCAGAUAGGUUGCAACAACUUCAGCAUGGAAAUUUGCAGACAUUUGAGGAGUCAUUCUCAUAUGCUUGUCCUAAGUUUAUCUCCCCAGUCCCUCCAAACUUUGACGCACCUCCAGCUAAUUUUAACAGGGAACCAUUUAAUCUUCAGCUGAAAGUUUUCAUGAAUGAAGUGUUGCAGCAGUCUCCGAUACUAGUAAUUAGAAGCUAUUUGAAGUUGUACACCACAAUGCCCAUCGCAAAGCUUGCUGCAUUUUUAGACAUGGAUGAGAGUCAGUUCAGGACCCAACUGCUCUGCUUCAAGCAUAAACAGAGGAAUCUUGUGUGGACGAAAGGAACAGAUGCUCUCCAGGGAGAGCUCCAGUCUUCCUCUGAAGUGGACUUUUACAUUGACCAGGAUAUGAUACACAUCGCAGAUACGAAAGUUGAACGGCGGUAUGGAGAUUUCUUUAUUAAACAGAUUCACAAGUUUGAGGAGGUCACAAGGAAAAUCCAAGCAUUCAGUAACACUUAAACAAUCAUCUGAGGAAAGAUACUGUUUAGAGGAGAAGGAGAUAAAAUCCAGAGAAACACCGAUACUAAUCAUCUAUCCAUCCCAGUGUACUCCUUUUUGCAAUCUGUGAUAUCAUUAGAAGUUUAUUUUACUGGCUUUGCCAACAAUACAUAUAAUGUAGGAAAUGGGUAAAUUACAUAACAGUAAUGGGCAGGCAACCACAACAGCGAUAACUAAUUACUGUGGUCUCAGGAAAAUUAAAAUAGUAAAAAGAUUACAUCAGUAACCAAUAAUUAAGAACAGCAUGGAGUUGGUGUUGUUUUCAGACUGCGAUAUGAAUUACAUUUUGCAUAGAUAGUUUUAUAAGUCCUAGGAUAGUCAAUGUCAAAAAUCUCUUGGAGUGCAGUUGAAUAAUAACACAUCAAAGCACGUUUGAAGUCAUUUACAUUGUUCACACUUAGGUUAAGCUCGUCUGGCAGUGUGUUCCAGAUUCUUAUUUUUCAUACAAUAAAUGACUGUUGAAAAGUUGAAGUCUUGCAUUUAGGUACAGAGUAUUUGGUAACAGCCGUAUUGGCAGACAAUCCUGUAUGUCUUGUAGAACGAGCAAUAGGAACAAUUGUAGGGUCUAUAUCCAGUAACAUAUCUAAGUACUCAUGCCAGUAGCUGAUAGGUAGUAAGGAAAGGGCUUCUAGCCGUUGUUCAUAACUCUGACAGCAUGAGAGUGGUAGUAUCAAGGUAUAUUUUGUAGCCCAUCUCUGUAUUUUUUCUAGAUAUGAGAUGAAUAAAUAGAUUGUGGUGCCCAAACUUGUUUCGCUUAGCCCAGAUGUGGUCUAACGAUGGUUAAAUAGAUUGAUCUUCUUACAUCAGUACUUUGUAUAUGACACGUAAAUCGUUUAACAAACCCAUGUAACUUGUUUGCAUGCACCGAGCAUUGCUCUGAUUCCAUAUUGGGUCAGUGGAAACCCAGACAUCAAGAUCACAUUCGUGACUUGUUUUCUCCAACAUAGCUUCAUUUAUAUCGUAGGCAGUGUUCAGUGGCUUGGUUUUACGCGUGAUGGACUGG
Molecule: messenger RNA, 4398 nt
Organism: Pocillopora verrucosa
Lineage: Eukaryota; Metazoa; Cnidaria; Anthozoa; Scleractinia; Pocilloporidae
Source: RefSeq, a predicted model, not a curated record